GCUUGAGAUGGACUCGGUGGCGGUGACAGUGCCGCUUCGUCAACCGACGAAGAAGAUGAAGAAACGGAAGGAGCUCGACGCCCUGGCGCCUCCGCACACUGUCUCACGCCGAAGUUCCGGGAAACGUAGCUCUCAAGAAUUACUAUCAGAUAGCAGCGAUGAACGAUCGGAAUACUGGAAUAUAUCGACUAGAAAUGGCCGCAAAUGCAGAGGCAGGCGAAGUCGAGCUUGUCCCGGAUUUUUUAAAGCUUGUAGUGCCUUUUUGGCUUGUGCCUCUGUAUUAGCAACCGCUAGUUUAAUUUGGCUGUUCAUCGACGUUCGUCAGCAACUCACUGCUCUACGGACCGAACUGGACCAAGUUAUUGCUGGUAGCGAAGGUGUUCCUGACGCUCUGCAAAAAUGUCAUUCUCUGUCGAGAGAUCUUCAAAACAAUCAGACUACUAUUUUCAUGCAUUUAUCAGAUCUCAAACUUCAAAUUAAUAAUUUUACGACGCAGUUAGCAGUCAUUCAACACGAUUUGCAUCGAGUAGAAGAAUGGUUUAAAGCUGAUCCAACAUUAAUCAACGUGCCAACAGAUUUAAAAGCUCUUUCUAGUAGUGUGAUGUCUUUUGGAAGCCAAAUAGAAGAUCUGCGUGCCACAGUAAAAACUCUUAAAGAAUCUAAUGCUAGGGUACAAGAUGUUCAAACCACUAUGCAACAAAAUAUUACCAGUAUCAAGAAUACGAUUACAGAUUUGUCAAAUAUUACACAAAAACCUCAGAUACUGACCACAAAUGAGACAAAAAUAAAGACUGAUCAGUUGAACGCGGCAAUCGUACAUUUAUCUGAUAAUUUGAUGAAUAUAAAUGAAACGCUGUCGAGAUCGGUACAAUGGGUGGCGGAGGAUCAGAAGAAAGACCAUGAAACGUUGGUAUUACUUCAGGAGACUACACAGAAUGUUAGCAUGAAAGUGAUAUCCUUGGAGAGAGAGUGCGUGAAGACUACUAUAUUAACUACUGUUAUGAAAUUGAACGAUGAAGUAAAUGGAAUUCUCACAACUAAUAUUGAUCUUAGAGAAAAAGUGAAACAAUUGGAACAAUCUUACGAUAGUUUAAAAAAUUCCACAAACUUAAUGCUGGCUGCUAUACCGGAUAUCCAAAAUCAAAGAUUAGAUAUUAAAACAAAAGCUUUCGAAGAAUCAAUCGGCAACGAUGCGACUACGGAAAAAGAUCAUCGUUUAGUUCUAGAUGAGACGUCUAUAAGAAAGACUUCAUCAGAUAAAUCGAAACGUUCAAGAAUGAACCCAUAAUAUAUUUCUAGAAAAAUUUACAAUGCAAGAAUGUAUGGACGAGCUUUUACUUUGUAAAAUAGCAAAAAAAAAAAAAAUGUACUUUGUUUUCCGGGGAAGAGCGCAAGGAGAUAUUAUGCGUGUGUAUCUUGUAAAUAUUAAAUAUAUUAAGUAUGUUGAGAAAUUCCCUGUGUAUACACUGAUGUUUUACAUAAGUAUCGCCUCAAUUUUUCAAUCAUUUGCAUUUAUUUAAGAAAAAGUUUUUUUUUCUUAAAUAAUUACAAAUAUUUGAAAAAAUGUGACAACAAUUGCAAGGGAUAUUUGGUAUAAAGAGGUAAAUUUAUGACCUGAAUCAAGUGAUCUUUUUUUUUGUCCCUAUUUGUGCACAGAAUAGUUUACAAGAAUUUUUAAGUGAAUUAUUCUAUUAUCAAAAAAAUUGAAAAAUAUUAAAAAUUGAACAUGAUUUAGAUGAUUUAGUUAUUCAUAAAUAAGCAAUAAGAUAUAUGUUGAACCGUCUAAUAUCAUCAAGAUUUAAAAAUAGAUUAAAAUUAUAUUAUGAUAAAUGCCAAUUUUUAGAGAAUGCCACGGCCUGUAUACGGCUAUCUGAAUUUAUUCAGAUAUACCAUCGAAAAAGUACAAAGAGUGUUUACACUUGUUCUUGCAUUACAAAAUACAAAUGAACAAAUAAAAAAGAAAAAAAUUUAGGAAGCGUUUAUUCGCACUAUUAUGUCCACUAACGUAAUCGCAAUAAAUUUUUCUACUCUUCUACUACUUAUAGUGAAACAUAGUCUAUCAAUUUUGCCAAAUGUUAGGAAAAUUCAACGAUUGCAAAAAUUCUAUAUAUUAGCGAUCAGUUUUUUCAUUAUUCAUAGAUUAUUCAUUUUUUUAGUGUAAUAUAAUGUACAGUGUUCAAAUAUAAAAGUGUGAUGGAAAUUUGUCCAUGUUGCACUAAAAAUUUCAUUAGUUAAGCAAGAUACAUUUUGUAGAAUUUUAUAUUAAAAUUAACAGAAAGUAUUACAAAAUAGCAAUGUUAUACUUUCAUAUUUGUUUAUUUGUUAUACAGAGUAACCAUUUUUAUCAUUUUGAAUUUUAUCUAUAAAAGGAAGUUGUAAAAGAUGUUAAAAUAUUUUUCAAAUAAAUAGGUAGAUAUAUUAAGAACAUUUCAAGGUUAUUUAGAGCUUUUUUAAAUGCUAUACAAUAUAUUUUUUGUGUAAAAAUAUAAUAAUAUUAAUUGUAAAAAAAGAUAUAUAGAUGAACAUGACUUUAAAAUGACCUUGAUAAUUUCAUCUUUUAAUCUACAUUGUUUUAACGUCUAUACUUAUUUCCUUUGAACGUAUUUCUUAAUAUACGUUCAUUUGUGUGUAGAAAUCUAAUGGUUUACUCUGUAAAUCGACACAAAUAUAUUGUAAUUCGUAAACGAUUCAUAAUUAGAAUUAUUAUAUUUUAAACACGCAAUAAUCUAAUUUUCCUUAUCUAAAAGUCAAUAUAUGUUAAUUUUCGACUUUUCUUCGUUUGAAUGUUAUAUAAUCAUUCUCGCAUAGUCAUCGAGUGGACUGUAGCGAUUGCGAAUAUAAUUGUAUAUUUAAACGAAUGUUUAUCCAUUCUAGUGAGGAAUGAGAAAUAAUGUAUUCAUAAACAAAAAAAAGUUCAUGUAGUUUCGAUUCAUGUGAAAAGGUUGUAUGAAAUCAAUAUGAAUUUAUAAAGAGAAAGACAAAACGCGUAUAAACGACAAUACGUCGAUGUGUGAAUAAAGAAUUGAUUAUUCAGAUUCA
This is a messenger RNA of Apis laboriosa (Himalayan honeybee), 3039 nucleotides long. RefSeq lists its product as uncharacterized. The transcript has 8 exons. Bases 8 to 1288 code for a protein of 426 amino acids. The record is from RefSeq and is a predicted model, not a curated record. NCBI's taxonomy places the organism in Eukaryota, Metazoa, Arthropoda, Insecta, Hymenoptera, Apidae.